AUGUCCGCCACCACCACCCCGACCUCUACCACGACGGAACUCAAGUUCCACCCCGACUUUACCCCGCCGGUGAACAGCAUCAUCCUCCAGGCCAACGAUGACACAUGCUUCUGGUUCGACUUCGACAUGCUGAAGAGCUGCUCAUCCUUCUUCCGCGACCUCGGCGAGAUGCCACUCCACACCUCUGCGGAAGAAGACAAUGCCAAGGACAAAGUCAUUCCUCUUCCAACAGCAACGGGAGACGGCCUUGCACUCGCGCUCAACCUCGUCCGCGGGCACAAGCAGCCGUUCCAACGGUCUCCCAUCCCCUGGCCGUCCAGUGACACCAUCGACAACCUUGUUGAGAUUUGUCGGGCAUACGACAUGCCAAUGCUUCGAGCGGCUGGUUGUCGCUUCAAGUGGGUUGACAGGUGA
This is a messenger RNA of Vanrija pseudolonga, 414 nucleotides long. RefSeq lists its product as uncharacterized. The transcript is spliced from 3 exons. NCBI's taxonomy places the organism in Eukaryota, Fungi, Basidiomycota, Tremellomycetes, Trichosporonales, Trichosporonaceae. The record is from RefSeq and is a predicted model, not a curated record. Bases 1 to 414 code for a protein of 137 amino acids.